AUGGCUAGACUUGGGCUGCAGCUGGCGCUGCUGCUGCUGGCCGCGCUGCUGGUGGCGGCGGGGGGCGGCACGCCGGUGCAGCGCGGGGGCGGCGGGGGCGGGCGCGUCGCCACCGACGCGCCGUCGCUACCCGGCCUCCACAUCGGGCUCAUCACACCGCACACCAACUUCGGACGGCGCGAGUAUGUGCGCGCCGUCAACUCGGCCACCAGCUCGCUGACGCGCUCACGGGGCCCCAAGUUCGCCUUCCUCAGCAAGUACAACUUCCGAGCAGAGCACGUCCACAGCACCCCCAUGCCGCUCACACCCAGCCCCAUGACCAUUCUGUCGUCGCUGUGCACGGAGUUCCUGUCGGUGAACGUGUCCGCCAUCCUGUACCUCAUGAACUACGAGAAGUACGGCCGCAGCACGGCGUCCGCACAGUACUUCCUGCAGCUGGCCGGCUACCUCGGCAUCCCGGUCAUCGCCUGGAAUGCCGACAACUCCGGUCUCGAGCGGAGGGCGUCGCAGUCGAGCCUGCAGCUGCAGCUGGCGCCGUCGCUGGAGCACCAGACGGCGGCCAUGCUGAGCAUCCUGGAGCGCUACAAGUGGCACCAGUUCUCCGUCGUCACCAGCCAGAUCGCCGGACACGACGACUUCGUGCAGGCGCUGCGCGAGCGCAUCACCGAGAUGCAGGACCGCUUCAAGUAA
Messenger RNA from Schistocerca americana (American grasshopper), 690 nucleotides. RefSeq names its product glutamate receptor ionotropic, NMDA 2A-like. Bases 1 to 690 code for a protein of 229 amino acids. The record is from RefSeq and is a predicted model, not a curated record. The transcript is spliced from 3 exons. Lineage: Eukaryota; Metazoa; Arthropoda; Insecta; Orthoptera; Acrididae.